This is a messenger RNA of Daucus carota subsp. sativus, 2067 nucleotides long. Its product is annotated as bifunctional 3-dehydroquinate dehydratase/shikimate dehydrogenase, chloroplastic-like. Lineage: Eukaryota; Viridiplantae; Streptophyta; Magnoliopsida; Apiales; Apiaceae. Gene Ontology annotation, molecular function: 3-dehydroquinate dehydratase activity; shikimate 3-dehydrogenase (NADP+) activity. The record is from RefSeq and is a predicted model, not a curated record. Bases 113 to 1663 code for a protein of 516 amino acids. The transcript has 10 exons. Gene Ontology annotation, biological process: shikimate metabolic process; chorismate biosynthetic process.
ACACGGAGCUUUUGCUACACUGAUUGGCUCUCAGCUCAUCUUUCUUCUUUUAGUUCACCUUCUCUUUAUUUUGCUACUAAAAAAAAUCUUCAAAACCAAGAUAUUAGUUUACAUGGGGUAUUUCAAGAACCAGCUGCUAGUAUGUGCAACACUAGAAUGUGAAAGCAUUGAAGAGAUGGUAUCAUCAAUGGAGAAAGCUAAGCAAGAAGGAGCUGAUCUUGUGGAACUCUCUGUCCAUUCUUUGAAUUUCUCCCACAUUUCCCAGCUCCAGCAUCUCUUGCAGCACAGGCCUCUUCCUGCCAUUGUCUCUUACAGGUCUAAAGAAGUGAAAAACUCGAAGAUUGAAGACUCAAAGAAGACAUGCUUGCAAGUUUUGAGACUGGCUGUUGAAUUAGAUGUGGAAUUCGUUGAGAUUGAGCUUGAGGUGGCUUCUGAUACUCUGAUAAGUGAACUUAUGGACAAAAGGUCCAACACGAAGAUCAUUGUAUCGAGCUAUGUGAAUGGUGGGCAUCCAUCAAUAGAGAAACUUGGCAAUCUGAUUGCGUUCAUGCAAUGUACAGGUGCAGAUAUCAUCAAAAUUGUCAUUGAUGUAGUUUACAUUACAGACGUUGCACCGAUUCUCCACAUCAUUACUCAUUGUCAGGUUCCGGUAAUUGCAAGAGCUGCUGGCGACAGAGGUCUUAUAAGCCAAUUGUUGGGGCCAAAAUAUGGUUCUUUCCUAGUAUUUGGAUCUCUAGGGGGCAAAUCUAUACCUGGAUUGCCAUUUGUAGAAAGCAUCAAACAAAUUUAUGAGCUAGAACGUGUCAAUGCUGAUACAAAAGUAUUUGGCGUAAUCUCAAAUCCUGUAGGCCAUAGCAAAGGCCCUCUCUUGCACAAUCCUGCAUUCAGACACUUGGGAUAUAAUGGAAUCUACGCUCCCUUACUUGUUGACAAUAUCAAGGAGUUUUUCCGUGUGUACUCCGGGAAUGACUAUGCAGGUUUUAGUGUUGGACUCCCACAUAAGGAAGAUGCAGUGAACUGUUGUGAUGAAGUCGAUCCCCUUGCUAAGUCCAUAGGAGCUGUUAAUACGAUAGUGAGGCGGCCUACUGAUGGUAAACUGGUUGGUUAUAACACUGACUGUGAGGCUUGUAUAACUGCUAUUGAAGAUGGGCUCAGAGAAAGGCAAAUUGCCAACGGGGAAGCAUCACAAGCUUCUCCAUUAGCUGGAAGAGUGUUUGUGCUAGUUGGUGCUGGAGGUGCUGGAAGAGCACUGGCAUUUGGUGCUAAAAGCAGAGGGGCGCGGGUUGUCAUUUUCAACCGCAAAUUUGAGAGGGCAAAGGCUCUUGCACAAUCAGUUUCUGGUGAAGCUUUUCCGAUUGAAAGUUUAGGCACAUUCUGCCCUGAGAAUGGAAUGAUCCUUGCAAAUGCUUCAGCCAUCGGCAUGGAACCAAAAAUAAAUGAAACUCCUGUACCGAAGGAGGCAUUGAGAUCAUAUGAUCUGAUUUUUGAUGCUGUAUACACACCUAGAAACACUCGGCUAAUGCAAGAGGCUACGGAGGUUGGUGCCAUGGUGGUUAGUGGUGUCGAGAUGUUCAUCAGGCAGGCAAUGGGUCAGUUUAAGUUGUUCACUGGUGGAUUAGUGCCAGAGGAAUUCAUGAGGAGGACUGUUUUGGAACAUUUCUGACCGAUCCUAUCAGCUCAAGUCAGUCCCGUGAUGUUACUGAUAAAAAUGGCCAACCGAAGAGGUGAUCAAAACAUUCAUUCCAUUGCUUAGGGUUGCUGACGGAUACAAAUGCCAGUGUACGUGCUUGCUCUAUAAACGACGGGAUGUAGUAAUGAAUCUGGACGACGAGAAGGUGUACUCCAGAUUAGGCUUUUAUUACUUUGAUCCGUGGAAAGAGCAGAGCAACUCAACUGCUAGUCUGCUACACCUUGAUGGAAGGAUGAUCAAAAAUAAUGUAAAAUUUUAGUUCCAAAGCCAGUGUUUUUGUAUAAGCUUUAAAUUUUUGUAAAUAAGAAAUUUCAGUGUUGUAAACACACUGAUGGCUAAAUCCAUUCUUUCUUAUAUUUGCAAACGGUUUUGCACCA